Molecule: messenger RNA, 625 nt
Organism: Xenopus laevis (African clawed frog)
Lineage: Eukaryota; Metazoa; Chordata; Amphibia; Anura; Pipidae
Gene: mrps21.L
Product: mitochondrial ribosomal protein S21 L homeolog
Exons: 3
Coding region: 151-414 (87 amino acids)
Biological process (GO): translation
Cellular component (GO): cytoplasm; ribosome
Molecular function (GO): structural constituent of ribosome
Source: RefSeq, a predicted model, not a curated record
GUGGGCGUGGCUAGCAGGAUGGCUGUGGGCAGGGUCCGAGACUGCACGUGACUGGUGACGCGACUGGGGGAAGAAGUGACAGGGGUGACUGCUCUGAAGGAGGAGAGGAGAGUAGUAGGGCUGCGGGCAGGUCGGAGCGGUGCUGCUGAGAUGGCGAAUCAUCUGAAAUUUAUCGCUCGCACUGUGAUGGUACCAAAUGGAAAUGUGGACAUGGCUUACAAGAUGCUGAACAGGAUUCUAACUGUGGAUGGCAUCAUAGACGAAGCAAGGCGAAGGCGAUAUUACGAGAAGCCUUGUAAUAAGAGAAGGAGAGAAAAUUACGAGAACUGUCGCCGGAUCUAUAAUUCAGAGAUGGCACGCAAGGUCUCCUUCCUCAUGAGGAAAAAUCGGCAGGAUCCUUGGCCUGGGUGUUAAGAUGAGGCCAUGUUAUGGACCAUUAAAUUCAGUGACCCUGAAGGACAAUACUGUUUAUAUUAUUGUUUUCUAUAAAGUGAUGUUACUGACACUGAACGCAACAUUGUUAUUAAUAUUAUCAAAGAUAAUGGUGCUGAAUACUUAUUUAUCAAAAUCCGAAUUUUUCUGAUAUGUUUAAAAUAAAAAAGUCCAACCAAACUAGAAUCCAAGA